AUUAACCUCGCAUAAACUUGUAACUCAAAAAUGAAUAGACUAAUGAGGACUUGUAUUCAGUAUCGUUUGAUUUUACUCGUGGAUCUGCAAGUCACAAUCCUUUUCUGAUUAACCCCAUUUCUAAAAUCUCAGGAAGAUGGCAGAGCACGUAGAAGCGGACAAUGCGGAGGCCAUAAUCACCCGAAUCGAACACAAAUCUCGCAAGAUCGAGAGCCUACUCAAGCAAUAUAAGCCAGUUGAAGCACUAAAAACUGCUCUAGAAGGUGCCCCUCCAAAGACACGGGAUGAAAGAUGCAAGUCUGCCAAUUGGAUUGUAGUACAUAGAGCAUUAAUGGCUAUAAAAGAUGUGGAUGGCAUGUUUUCCUCUUUGGAUCCUGAGUACUAUGACAUCCUUAUGAAGUACUUGUACAGAGGCUUGUCCACCGGAGAUCGGCCCACAUGUGACCAGUGCCUACGAAUUCAUGAAAAACUUACACAAAAAGCUGGUCUGGGGUGCAUACUACGUUGUCUUACCGACACCAUUAAUACAGUUUAAGCACUAUAUGCCCUUUCUUUUCCAGGGUCUGUCUACAAAAUAAGUAUUUCUCUGAUGCUAACUACAUAUUGAAAGUGAGAUGAGACAUGGACUGCACUUUCUCAAAUUUGAGCUCUUAUUGUUGAUUUAUUUUGUCCUGGCAUAAUUAGCAAUAUCUUGUAAAUUUUUAUCUUUUUUUAAGAGGCCUAGCUGAACAAGUAGAUUUAGAUGGGGCAAUAUAAUGUAGUGGUUUUCUAUA
Daucus carota subsp. sativus is the source of this 773-nucleotide messenger RNA. Its product is annotated as actin-related protein 2/3 complex subunit 5A. The transcript has 5 exons. NCBI's taxonomy places the organism in Eukaryota, Viridiplantae, Streptophyta, Magnoliopsida, Apiales, Apiaceae. Gene Ontology annotation, molecular function: actin filament binding. Gene Ontology annotation, biological process: Arp2/3 complex-mediated actin nucleation; regulation of actin filament polymerization. The record is from RefSeq and is a predicted model, not a curated record. Gene Ontology annotation, cellular component: actin cytoskeleton; Arp2/3 protein complex; cytoplasm. Bases 137 to 535 code for a protein of 132 amino acids.